Molecule: messenger RNA, 942 nt
Organism: Acanthoscelides obtectus
Lineage: Eukaryota; Metazoa; Arthropoda; Insecta; Coleoptera; Chrysomelidae
Source: the annotation of a GenBank genome assembly
AUGUACUUACUUUCGAGGUAUAGUGUGAAAGAUGGAAGUAUCGAUGCCAUCUUGGAAGUCUCCAUCGACAGCGAGUUCGUUGUAAGUACGGAUGGCGCGAAGGGAAGGUUUUGUGGAGCAUUUGAGUUAGCCUUAAGGGGUCAUGAUGAAAAGGAAAAUUCGGAAAACAGAGGCAUAUUUAAGGACCUGGUGAAUUUUAGCGCCGAAUUAGACAACGAAUUGAAAGUCCAUAUUCAAAGUGCCAAACUUUUUGAGGGUACCUCAAAAACAACUCAAAACGAGCUUCUUGAGUGCAUGCUAGAUGUUUAUCAUGAAGAAGUUAAGAAGGAGAUUGCAAAUUCUCCUUUUGUUGCAGUAAUUGCCGAUGAAACGACGGACGUAGCCUGUGAAUUUCAAUAUUUGUGUAAAGGACAACCAGUUGAGAGAUUUUGGAGAUUUUACGUCCCCGACGGACACGAUGCCAAAUCAAUCGCUGCAUGCGUUUUAAAUGUUGUAAAUCCAUUACUAGAUCAAAAUCCAAACAAAUUAAUAGCUCAAAGCCAUGAUGGUGCGUCUGUUAUGAGUGACAAAAACAGGCUUAAAACUGAGUUACAAGUAUUAUAUCAGAGAGAAGAAUUGAGUACUACUUCUGGAGCUGUUCCACUAUCCAUUUUAUUGAACGAGGAAAGAUUAAAUUGUACGUUUCAAGAAACUCUUAAGCUCUUAAGUAUUUUAAUCACUAUACCGAUGUCAACAUCUGAAGCAGAACGCUCUUUUUCAAUGCUGAAACGGAUUAAAACUUUCCUCAGAAACACAAUGAAGGAAGAAAGGCUUAGUGUUUUAGGAAUGCUGUCUGCAGAAAAACAUUUUGUUAGUGGCAUUGAAUAUUUUAAUAAUAAGGUAAUCGAAAACUUUGCUACCAAAAAAGAAAGAAGAAUGGACCUCAUAUAUAGAAAACUAUAG